Messenger RNA from Suillus plorans, 1697 nucleotides. RefSeq lists its product as uncharacterized. The transcript has 3 exons. The coding region runs from base 159 to 1571 and encodes 470 amino acids. The record is from RefSeq and is a predicted model, not a curated record. Lineage: Eukaryota; Fungi; Basidiomycota; Agaricomycetes; Boletales; Suillaceae.
CUCCAAGACUUUGAGUUUUACUGUGAGUUGCAAUACUUCAUCCUUCGACGCUGAACCCGAAUCUAACUCUUCAAAAUGUAUUGACAGGAAUAAGUCUUGUGCGAGCUCUAGUGCAACCUUCAUUUUUUGAAUUCCAGCGACACAUAUUACAGCAGCACAUGAAUUGGGUUUUGGUAACCAUAGACAACAGUGCCGGCGCCAAGCUGUGGUUCAGCGAUGGCCAGCCCAUCGGAGCAAUCCGUGGCGGGUGCGAGUCGAGUCACAGGCUGAUCAUUGACAAACAAGGUUUCAUCGAUAUCACUGUACCCUACUCAGUACUUCCAUCUAUCGUCGACCUGAACAACACGGUCGCCAUCUGCCCAGAAGAUUCGGUGAAUAUCAACCUCACAAUCCCCGGGGAUGGUUCUUUCUCGUUCUCAAUCACUCCAUCUACGUCCGUUCACAGAUCUGUCUUGACGGGGACGUUAAAGCCACUGCCAGAGGUGUCGGAUGUUGAUGUAUCAUUUUUCGACAAGAUGAUGGACUUGCACUAUGUGCCAUACCAAGACGUACCAGACGCGCUAGGCAGGGACGUAGAGGAGAUCAAAGCUUUAGGGUUACGCCAUUUUCCAUUCUCGCCACACAGCUUUCAGCUGGCAAUGGCGGUGUAUGACUGGACGACUGCAUCAUUUGCGCGCAUGGUGCUGAUGAAAAUAUUCGAGUAUAGUAGUAUCCCAACCACGCCGUAUCCUCUUGACUCUCCAAACAUCGCAACCGCGAUCUGGAAGUCAAACUGGGGCUCGUACGUUCCAGGCAACAAGGCCUACAUGAAUUCUUUUAUGAUGAAGCCCGCAUCCACGUUGCAAGACGUUCAGGAUCAGCUUCGCGACGUCAAGGCUCUCCUGCAGAAGUUUAGUGCCGUUCAAAACCGGUUACUCAGUGCUGCUUUUGCGGCGAUGCCUCGCACAUCCGUCUUUUAUGCGCCUCAAUUAUUCAGCGGGCAGCUUGACAUAUCCCAGCUCAGUCUCGAUUACUUCGGCAUCGAGAUGCUAGAGUGCCCCCUCAACGCCGGGCCGACUAGCAAGUCGCUUGGGGUGUCUUUGGAGGCAGCGAUGGCAACUUUCGUCAAGGUGGGCAGCACUAUCACAACCAAGAUGGUCUGGAGCUUUGCGGAUUCGAUCGAUAUCGCAAAACAUUACCAAAAUGGCCUUAUAGUGGUGGUCAACCCUCCCGACAACGACUCGUGGGUCUGGGAUGCGGCAAGCUAUAUCACACCGCUCUCGGAUGAUCCUGAGAAGAAUGAGUACACAUUCGCUCCAGGGACGUCAUUCGUUGUGGAGUCACUAGACGUACGGGAUAUUGAUGAGGAUGAGAGGAACAAGUCCGUUCAGUUUCUGACUCUGAAGUUGCAUGCUCCUGGUUCCGUUCGCGAUGAUCGGACCACGCAACUUCCGAGUCGGCCUCCACUCAAUAAUAUACCUGCGCGCCGUUUUAGUGGCCCCAAGUUCAAUCACCAUCUCACAAAUAAGACGGGUGGAAGACGAUGUCAUUGUGUUGAUGAUGCUGAAAGAAUGAAAGGUCAGGAUAAGUAGGAUGUGCGCUUGACAUUUGAGGCUCUGAAGUACCAAUUCAAUGACAGAGUAUUGUACAUGUAGUGUUAUAUUUGCAAGUGAUAUACUUCGAGCAGCUGGAUCCCUCCAUCUCGCGUGGCCAGCCCU